AUGGCCGAAGUCGGCGAGGACAGCGGCGCCCGCGCCCUGCUGGCGCUGCGCUCGGCCCCCUGCAGCCCCGUGCUGUGCGCCGCCGCCGCCGCCGCCGCCACCGCCUUCCCGGCCGCCGGCUCCCCGCCGCCGCCGCCCGCGCAGCCUCCGCCCGGACCCGCCGCGCUGCCUCCGGUGCCCGGCCCCGGCUCCGGCCCGGUCCCCUCCACCACCUCCACGGCCGCCUCCGCCGCCGCCGCCGCCGCCGCCUCCACGCCCGCUGCACCCGCGCUGGUGGCCGCGGCCGCCGCCUCCGUGCGCCAGAGUCCCGGGCCGGCUCUGGCGCGUCUGGAAGGUCGUGAGUUCGAGUUCCUGAUGCGCCAGCCCAGCGUCACCAUCGGCCGCAACUCGUCUCAGGGCUCCGUGGACCUGAGCAUGGGCCUGUCGAGCUUCAUCUCGCGGCGCCACCUGCAGCUCAGCUUCCAGGAGCCGUUCUUCUACCUGCGCUGCCUGGGCAAGAACGGCGUCUUCGUGGACGGAGCCUUCCAGAGGCGGGGCGCGCCCGCCCUGCAGCUCCCCCAGCAAUGCACCUUCCGGUUCCCCAGCACAGCCAUAAAGAUCCAGUUCACGUCCCUGUACCACAAGGAGGAAGCUCCGGCCUCUCCUCUCCGGCCACUCUAUCCUCAGAUCUCCCCGCUGAAGAUCCACAUUCCGGAGCCAGAUCUCCGGAGCCUGGUCAGCCCCAUCCCCUCCCCCACUGGCACCAUCAGCGUCCCCAACUCCUGCCCAGCCAGUCCCCGUGGAGCUGGGUCUUCGGGUUACCGAUUGGUCCAGAACGUGACAUCGGACCUGCAGCUGGCCGCGGAGUUUGCAGCGAAGGCCGCCUCUGAACAGCAGGCAGACACGUCUGGCGGGGACAGCCCCAAGGACGAGUCAAAGCCGCCAUACUCCUACGCGCAGCUGAUCGUGCAGGCCAUCUCCUCGGCCCAGGACAGGCAGCUCACGCUAAGUGGCAUCUACGCCCACAUCACCAAGCAUUACCCUUACUACAGGACUGCUGACAAGGGCUGGCAGAACUCUAUCCGACACAACCUCUCUCUGAACCGUUACUUUAUCAAAGUCCCCCGGUCCCAGGAGGAACCUGGGAAAGGCUCUUUCUGGAGAAUAGACCCCGCCUCCGAAGCCAAGCUCGUGGAGCAGGCCUUCCGGAAACGGAGGCAAAGGGGUGUCUCCUGCUUCCGCACCCCCUUCGGGCCUCUGUCCUCACGGAGUGCUCCAGCUUCACCCACCCACCCUGGGCUGAUGUCCCCUCGUUCCAGUGGCCUACAGACGCCAGAGUGCCUGUCUCGGGAGGGCUCCCCCAUUCCACAUGACCCCGACUUGGGGUCAAAGUUAGCCUCUGUUCCAGAGUACCGAUAUUCCCAGAGCGCCCCUGGCUCCCCUGUCAGUGCCCAGCCGGUGAUCAUGGCUGUGCCUCCCCGGCCUUCCAAUUUAGUGGCCAAGCCUGUCGCCUACAUGCCGGCCUCCAUAGUAACCUCACAGCAGCCCUCGGGCCACGCAAUCCACGUGGUGCAGCAAGCCCCCACUGUCACCAUGGUGAGGGUGGUCACCACCUCUGCCAACUCCGCCAACGGGUACAUCCUUGCCAGCCAGGGCUCUGCUGCCAGCUCCCACGAUGCAGGAGGCACAGCUGUGCUGGAUCUGGGCAGCGAUGCAAGAGGUUUGGAAGAAAAGCCCACUAUUGCAUUUGCCACGAUCCCCGCAGCCAGCCGAGUCAUCCAGACGGUAGCCAGCCAGAUGGCCCCAGGGGUCCCUGGACAUACAGUCACCAUCUUACAGCCUGCCACACCAGUGUCCAUCGGGCAACACCAUCUUCCGGUCCGGGCCGUCACUCAGAAUGGAAAGCAUGCUGUACCCACAAAUAGCUUAACUGGCAACGCUUACGCCCUCACCAGCCCCCUGCAGCUUCUGGCGGCCCAGGCAAGUUCAUCCACGCCGGUGGUCGUCACGCGCGUGUGUGAGGUGGGGCCCGAGGAGUCAACCGCAGCGAUCUCAGUGGCAGCCAGCUCCACGCCCAGCCCAGCCACCUCCUCCUGCACCACCACCGCCGCCUCCGCCUCUUCCACUGGGGAGCCUGAAGUCAAGAGGUCCCGGGUAGAGGAGCCCAGUGGGACGGGGACCACACAGGCCACACCAAUGGCAGCCACUGGCCCCCAGGGCCCGGGCACAGGGGAGUGAAUUCACGCGUAGGAAGGUGGAAUGGGACUCGUGCCACCAGGGGCCCAGGCAGCCAGCAGCCGCACUGCACUUGCGGACCCAGUCAAGAAGCUCGCCGCCGCCUGCAACACGCGCGCCUUGCGAGUGGCCGCCACAUGUGGACACUUUCCAUUUUUAUCUCCUGUCCUCCCGUGGUUUGAAACAAAACACAUAAACACGUUCAGACAACUUGAUUGUAUGAUUCUGGGGAUUCUGUGUGUUUAUUUCCCCCUCUGUCACACCAUCGCCCCUCCUUGGCCCUUAGGACGAGGGCAUCGGGAGAAAGUGUAGCCCAGCACCUCAGGAACCCAUCCCCACCAGGCCCCACGAGGACGAGUCCACGCCCCAGCACUGGGCAGAAGCGCAGCAGUGUGGAGCCGUGACACUUCCCACCGGAGCCAGGACUGGGGACAGCUUCCUGUUUGUAACUGAUCGGAAGUGGUCAGGUGCAAGGCAGAAACUUCCAGGAGGCAGGCUGGUGUUUGCAGGGUUUUGUCCUCAGAAUGACAUGUCAGGUCUUGACAGUGACUGGGAUCAGGGAGAUCUAGUCUGGCUUUCGACCUCAAGUAUGUCUUGUCAUGUUUAAAAGUGGGAUUCAGGCUCAUCAGACGUCCAAGACAAACGCCAAAGGAGCCGUGUGUCUUUGGGGUUUCCUUCCGUAGACAUUUGGGCAGCCACAGGAUGGUCGCUCACCCGAGUUGGCCUCAAACCGACAUGCUGCUCUGCCUGGUAACUGCAAGAAGAAUCGGUGGCUCCUAUGGUGCAAAAGGCUUUGAGGGGAAGCUCAGCCUAGAGCCUCCACCCACGUGACCAGAGAACUCCGGGUGGCCCCAGGUGGAAGUCAGCUGCUUGGUUGGCAAGCAGGACAUUGCGGUGAGCGUGCCUCUUGAAGAAAGACGGGACAAGCCUUGUGUUCCCAGCCACUGGUACGUCCGUGGGAUGCCAUGCACUUGCACUGCCCCCUUUCACAUUCCAGUGUCCUGACCACCCUAAAAUCUGCCCAGUGUUUGAAAUUGGAACCGUUUCUUCAGCCCGAAGCCAUUUAAUGGAAAGGACACUACCUCCCCAGGCAGCAGUCGAUGGAUGGGCCGUGCCAGCUCCACCAGCUUUGAUUGCAAAAGUGGGAAGAAAAUGACAGUUUGCUCCAGUCACGACCUGAGUGUCCAGGGACAGCCCUUCACAUGCCCAGAGAAGCCUACCUGUGUCACUUGGACACUUGCCAAGUCACAGGAGCUAAGCCCCAGCCAUUGAAUGCUCAGCUUAGUUUGGGCAUGAGACGUGAGCCCUAGUGCCCACCGGAGACGGCUUUCCGGAAGCAGCCACACACGGCAGCCGGGUGCAGAUGGGCUUCAAGAUGGCCAGUCACUAGGUAUUGGGCCUCCUGGGGGUGGGCCACAGGAAACAACAGCACCUUGGACACAGAGUCCCAGGAGGGAUGGCCUGUCCUCCCACUGCCAGAAGCUUCCUCCGUGUGGUCCCCGUGGAGAAGCGCAGAGAUCUGGGGUCCUGGACAGUGUAUGAGGGGAGAGCGGCCAGUCUCGCAGCUUUUCCCUGGAGUGGACUCCAUUCAUUGGCCUGGAGGCUGCCUCCAGGCUCGUGAGCAGAGUUGACGGUCAGAUACGAUGAGCCCACACUCCAUUCUUCCACUGCCGUGUCCCCCAUCUGCAGUCACUAAAGUCCCUUGCACCAGGGACAAGGGCAGAGUGUCUGCCGGCCCUCUUGCGUUGUUUUCAAGCCCUGCAGCCGAUCAUUUCUAGAGCACUAUACUAGUAGAAAGUAA
Molecule: messenger RNA, 4015 nt
Organism: Jaculus jaculus (lesser Egyptian jerboa)
Lineage: Eukaryota; Metazoa; Chordata; Mammalia; Rodentia; Dipodidae
Gene: Foxk1
Product: forkhead box K1
Exons: 9
Coding region: 1-2217 (738 amino acids)
Biological process (GO): regulation of transcription by RNA polymerase II
Molecular function (GO): DNA-binding transcription factor activity, RNA polymerase II-specific; RNA polymerase II cis-regulatory region sequence-specific DNA binding; protein binding
Source: RefSeq, a predicted model, not a curated record